Molecule: messenger RNA, 1620 nt
Organism: Aspergillus puulaauensis
Lineage: Eukaryota; Fungi; Ascomycota; Eurotiomycetes; Eurotiales; Aspergillaceae
Product: glycoside hydrolase family 72 protein
Exons: 2
Coding region: 1-1620 (539 amino acids)
Biological process (GO): fungal-type cell wall (1->3)-beta-D-glucan biosynthetic process
Cellular component (GO): fungal-type cell wall; cytoplasm
Molecular function (GO): 1,3-beta-glucanosyltransferase activity
Source: RefSeq, a predicted model, not a curated record
AUGAAAUUCUCUCUUGCCAUUGCUGGCGCGUCCCUCGCCGGCAGCGCCCUGGCGGCCAAGUUGCCCGAGGUCGUUACAAAGGGCAACAAAUUCUUCAACUCCGACAGCGGUGACGAGUUCUUCAUUCGUGGUGUUGCCUACCAACAGGAGUACGCCUCCAACGGCUCAACCACAAGCAACUCACACUACACUGACCCCAUCUCCGAUGACUCGAACUGCGAGCGCGAUAUCCCCUACCUGAAGAAACUGAACACCAAUGUCAUCCGAACCUAUGCGGUGGACCCUUCUAAGAGCCACGACCGUUGCAUGGGUCUGCUGGCAGACGCCGGCAUCUACCUGAUCACUGAUCUUUCCUCUCCCGGCGACUCGAUCAACCGGGCCGACCCCAGCUGGAAUGUUGACCUUUACAACCGCUACACCAGUGUGGUUGACGCCUUUGCCAACUACACUAAUGUUAUCGGCUUCUUCGCUGGCAAUGAGGUCGCAAACAACAAAACCACCACCAACUCGAUCGCGUUCGUCAAGGCAGCCGUGCGUGAUAUGAAGGCUUACAUCAAGAACAACCACCGUGAAUCUCUGGCUGUUGGUUACGCCACCGAUGACAAUGCCGAUCUCCGUGAAGACAUGAAGGACUACCUGAUCUGUGGUGAUGAGCAGAGCCGUAUUGACAUGUUCGGAUACAACAUCUACGAAUGGUGUGGUGACUCGAGCUUCCAGAAGUCCGGAUACAAAGCACGCACUGAGGAAUUCUCCGACUACCCUGUUCCUGCUUUCUUCUCCGAAUAUGGCUGCAUCGACCCUAAGCCCCGCAAGUUCAGCGAUGUGCCCACCUUGUUCGGCCCUCAGAUGAACGACGUGUGGAGCGGUGGUAUUGUGUACAUGUACUUCCAGGAGGUCAACGACUAUGGUCUGGUCAGCGUUGACGGCGACAAGGUCAAGACCAAGGAUGACUUCUCUUACCUCUCUUCUCAGAUGCAGAAGGUUACCGCUACCGGUGUCAAGAGCGGUUCCUACACCCCUAAGAACACUGCCGUCCCCAAGUGCCCCGCUACCGACAAGGACUGGGAGGCCAGCUCCAAGCUUCCUCCUUCCCCUAACGCCAACCUUUGCUCAUGCAUGGAGAAGACUCUGACCUGCAAGGUGAAGGAUGAUGUCGAGGAGAAGGAGUUUGGUGAGAUCUUUGGCUACAUUUGCGGUCUUGAGAAGGGCAAGUACUGCGCUGGUCAACAGGCCGACGCCAUCAAGGGCAAGUACGGAGCCUACAGCGUCUGCAGCACCAAGCAGCAGCUUUCCUUCGUUAUGAGCCAGUACUACAACUCGCAGAACAGCGACGAUGCUUGCGACUUUGAUGGCCGCGCUGAAACCGUGGAUUCAUCCAAGGCCAGCGGCAACUGCAAGGACUUGCUUGACCAGGCCGGCAACGAUGGUACUGGCGAUGUCGACACCCCCGAGGGCGGUGUUGGAGGCGACGCUGGCGAUGGCUCUUCUUCGUCCAGUGAGACCUCUGACGGCGCUGCCGGAUUUGGCCCCAGGCCGUCGGCUGUGUAUGUUGGUAACUGGCAAUUGGGUGCCUACAUCAUGACCAGCGUUGUUGCUGGACUUGGUAUGAUUCUGCUCUAG